AUGUGGUUAUAUUUAUCACUAGGGGUCAUUUUGCAAUGUAUUGGAUUAUCUUUAUGUUCAACUUGUUCGAGAUACGGCUUCGAUGUUGUGUUGAAGAAGCUAUGCCCAGCAUUCACGGAUCCAGCUUGUUAUUAUGCGUUUGAGAAGUGGGGAAAGCCGAAUUCUGUACAGUUUCAGUGUAAUUCAGGUAAAGUUCUUUUUUAUUAUUGGUUUUUUGUUUUAGGCGUUUGGAUUUGGAAUCUUAGAAAGACAAUUUGUAUAUUUUGUUUUUGAGGUCUUUGAUUUUAACAAAAGACAUUUUAGUAGAUGCACUCAAUUCAACAACGUUUGAAUUAGUAGAUUCUACGAAACUACGGCAGAUUCUAUCGAAAACAGAUGAUUAUGGACGAUAUAGAUGUAGUGUGGUGUUGUUUUACUCUGCCAAAUGUAUUUACAGCCAAAAACUGAUUCUAAGCUACAGUUAUUUGACCCUACUGUUUCCUAAGAUGGGCUUCUAUUUGAUAAAUUUGGAUUCUAAGGACACGGACUAUGUGAUAAAUAAAUAUGGAAUAACAGCGACACCUACGAUGUUGUUGUAUGCGAAUGGAAGCACGUAGUAAGUCUGUAGUAAUUGUAAAGUUUAGGUUAGGAUUUGAUGAUUAGUAAACAGUUAUUUUAACCUAACAACAUUUAUUAACUGUCAAUGUUAUUAAUAAUUCCAGCGCAAGGAUUUACGACGGUCAGAAAAAGUUGAAGAAGCUGGUUAGAAGCAUAGUUGAUGUUACGGACUUAGAAGUUGUGAACAAUGUCACUUUACACGAAUACGAAGACUUCGAAGCACAGUUGAAAGAUAUAGAGGAAUAUAAGACGCAUUAUGAAGGUGUAGAAGGCCUUACUUUCGAAGACACCAAGACAUAUCUUGAUCGGUAUGUUUUGAGACUUCUUUUUUCGAAAACAUUACAAUACUUUUUACCUAUUUUAAGCUAUUUUACUUGUUAUCAUUAUUUUUCAUGGUUAUGUCAUUAUAUCGUUAUAUUUUAUGUUUCAGAGGGUUUGCACUGGCGUUGGUUGUCCUGAUGAUUAACAUGAUCUACUUUACUCAUCGACUUGGUUACAUAUCGAUACUGUAA
Messenger RNA from Bursaphelenchus okinawaensis, 1109 nucleotides. The record is from the annotation of a GenBank genome assembly. NCBI's taxonomy places the organism in Eukaryota, Metazoa, Nematoda, Chromadorea, Rhabditida, Aphelenchoididae.